AUGAGCCAACCUUCGCAAAAACAAGAAUCUGCUGGAAAAGACAUCGAGCAAGGCGGAGAGCAGCCCCGGACUGACAGCCAAAGAAUCGAAGAUCGCUACGUGUACUUCAAUCAACACAGGUACCAGGGUGUUCUACGGGAAGUCUGUCAACAACGUUGCCUUAUAAGAUUCGAAAUGCUUGAGGCGGAUCUUAAGCAGAACGAAUUGACGGUAGAAAAGCUGGAGGGAUCUUUGACUCACUUCAAGGACCUCUUUGAGCUUACGGAUUCUCUUUGUACGGCCAGCAAUAAGCUAUUCCAGGUUUGCUGUGAAUCUGUGAUGAAGGCGGUGAGUGAAAAAGCCAAAGUUGUGCCAAUCGCUCCUAUCGAAGCUGCCCUCAACGCCUACAUACCUAUCAAUGAUGAUACGUUCAGACGUUCACUGGAGCUUGGUUUCGAGACUCCGGAGUCUCCACGCAAAGGCGAUGCUCAUCUAUGGAAUGAAUGGGAAAAGCUCGAAAGACAGACUCAGCAAAUUCUUGAUGGAUAUCAAAAGCAUAAAGACAAUGUUUUACUGGAGGAAAACUAG
Colletotrichum godetiae is the source of this 567-nucleotide messenger RNA. RefSeq lists its product as uncharacterized. The record is from RefSeq and is a predicted model, not a curated record. Bases 1 to 567 code for a protein of 188 amino acids. The transcript has a single exon. Lineage: Eukaryota; Fungi; Ascomycota; Sordariomycetes; Glomerellales; Glomerellaceae.